This is a messenger RNA of Asparagus officinalis (garden asparagus), 348 nucleotides long. RefSeq lists its product as uncharacterized. The transcript has a single exon. Lineage: Eukaryota; Viridiplantae; Streptophyta; Magnoliopsida; Asparagales; Asparagaceae. Bases 1 to 348 code for a protein of 115 amino acids. The record is from RefSeq and is a predicted model, not a curated record.
AUGACCAUGAUCACAGAAGAGCUGAAGGCCAAGGCAGAAGUGUACUACGGCAUGAAACCUGCCAAAAAAAAGUUUUUGCUCCAAGAGGUAGGGUUACCAAGGGGGCUCCUCCCAUUGAAGGACAUUUUAGAGGUUGGGUAUGUGGAGGAAACUGUGUUCGUGUGGCUCAAGCAAAAGAAGAAGAUUGAUCACUGCUUUAGGAAGGUCAGGAGGAUGGUCAGCUAUGCGCCAAAGAUCACUGUUUAUGUAGAGAAGUGCAAGAUCAAGAAGCUGACAGGGGUGAAGAUCAAGGAGCUCCUGAUUUGGGUCACACUCAAUGAGUUAUCAGUCGAUGAUCCUCCCACCUGA